This is a messenger RNA of Coregonus sp. 'balchen', 779 nucleotides long. The record is from the annotation of a GenBank genome assembly. Lineage: Eukaryota; Metazoa; Chordata; Actinopteri; Salmoniformes; Salmonidae.
AUGCUGUAGCCCAAUGAAAGAGAGGAAAGACAAGGAGGGAGGUGAAAGAGAAGAGAGAUGAGUAGAGGACAGGAGGGAGGGAGGGAGGGGGGUAGGCUGGUUGACCCCUGGUCUAUUGUACCUGGCCCCUCUUUCUCAAGUGACAGAGAUUAGUGCACACUUUGGAGUGGGGGAGUGUAGUGUGCUAGAUUCAGCUGUGGGCCGGUUGUCUAAGUGGAUGGUUCGAGCGGCCGAAACAUAAUAAUAAUAAUAAUAAUAAUAAUAAUAAUAAUAAUAGUGUACCCAGUAAAUUGACCCCCAGUACGACCAAGAAGAGACUGACCCCCAGUAAGACCAAGAAGAGACUGACUCCCAGUACGAACAAUAAGAGACUGACCCCCAGUACGACCAAUAAGAGACUGACCCCCAGUAAGACCAAUAAGAGACUGACCCCCAGUACGACCAAUAAGAGACUGACCCCCAGUACGACCAAUAAGAGACUGACCCCCAGUAAGACCAAUAAGAGACUGACCCCCAGUAAGACCAAUAAGAGACUGACCCCCAGUAAGACCAAGAAGAGACUGACCCCCAGUAAGACCAAUAAGAGACUGGAUUGAAAAUAACAAUAAUUUCAUACCUUGAUUAUUUGUAGGAAUACUUGGGAACAGAUUUCCUGAAUUUAAAUAUUGUUUUUUACUGAAUUCUUGGUGAUUUGCAUUCUUAUUUAUUCUAUCCAAAAAUUCGAAUCCCCAUUUUCUAUUACCUGUUUGCCGGUGUAGGGUGUAGUGUGUAGGGUGUAG